AACAAAGGGUGUGUGAAGUUAAGAAAAAGAUGGUUGAGAACACAGCAGCCAAGAACCAUCCGCACCAGGUUUUUGAUGUAUCCAUUAACAUGCAAACUCAAGUUGUUGGCUCUAAAUGGCUUGAUGAUGAUGGCCGUACCAAGAGAACUGGGACCGUGUGGACUGCAAGUGCCCACAUCAUAACAGCAGUGAUAGGGUCUGGAGUUCUGUCUUUAGCUUGGGCAAUCGCUCAGCUUGGGUGGAUUGCUGGCCCUGCUGUUAUGUUCUUGUUCUCUUUAGUCACUUACUAUACUUCUACUCUUCUAUCUGCCUGCUACCGUUCUGGUGAUCCUGUCAAUGGCAAGAGGAACUAUACUUAUAUGGACGCUGUUCGCACCAAUCUUGGUGGAGCUAAGGUCAAGUUAUGUGGAUUUGUUCAGUAUCUGAAUCUUUUCGGAGUUGCCAUUGGAUACACUAUCGCGUCGUCUAUUAGUAUGAUGGCUAUAAAGAGGUCUAAUUGUUUUCACAAGAGCGGAGGCAAAAACCCAUGCCAUAUAAAUGCCAAUCCUUACAUGAUUGCAUUCGGAAUUGCUGAAAUCAUUUUCUCUCAAAUUCCUGAUUUUGAUCAGCUAUGGUGGCUCUCCAUUCUUGCUGCAGUCAUGUCCUUUACUUACUCAACCAUUGGUCUUGGACUUGGAAUUGCUCAAGUUGUAGAAAAUGGAAAAGCCAUGGGAAGUGUGACCGGAAUUAGCAUUGGAGCGAAUGUGACUCCAACCCAGAAGAUAUGGAGGAGCUUCCAAGCUCUUGGUGACAUUGCUUUCGCCUAUUCUUAUUCCAUAAUCCUUAUUGAAAUUCAGGACACAGUCAGAUCCCCACCUUCAGAGUCCAAGACAAUGAAGAAAGCAACUCUGAUAAGUGUGGCAGUAACAACCCUUUUCUACAUGCUAUGUGGUUGCUUUGGCUAUGCUGCUUUUGGAGACAUGUCUCCUGGAAAUCUACUAACAGGGUUUGGCUUCUACAACCCAUAUUGGCUACUUGACAUUGCUAAUGUUGCAAUCGUAGUCCAUCUUGUUGGCGCGUACCAAGUCUAUUGCCAACCCUUGUUUGCCUUCGUUGAAAAAGCAGCUGCACAAAGAUAUCCAGACAGUGGAUUCAUUACUAAAGAUAUCAAAAUCCCAGUUCCUGGUUUCCGCCCCUUUAAUCUUAACCUCUUUAGAUCGGUAUGGAGGACACUUUUUGUGGUCUUCACAACUGUGAUUUCCAUGCUCCUUCCGUUCUUUAACGACAUAGUUGGUUUGCUUGGAGCUUUGGGAUUUUGGCCACUCACGGUUUACUUCCCAGUAGAAAUGUAUAUAGCACAAAAGAAGAUCCCAAAAUGGAGCACAAGAUGGCUCUGCCUGCAAAUACUAAGCGCUGCUUGCCUUGUUAUUACAAUAGCUGCUGCUGCUGGAUCCAUUGCUGGGGUUGUUGGUGAUCUCAAGUCUGUCAAGCCAUUCCAGACCUCUUACUGAUGAACCCCAG
Molecule: messenger RNA, 1500 nt
Organism: Ricinus communis (castor bean)
Lineage: Eukaryota; Viridiplantae; Streptophyta; Magnoliopsida; Malpighiales; Euphorbiaceae
Product: amino acid permease 3
Exons: 6
Coding region: 30-1490 (486 amino acids)
Cellular component (GO): plasma membrane
Source: RefSeq, marked provisional